UUUAGCACAAAUAGAGCACCAUACUUCAAUGGAGUAGAUUUUCCUUAUUGGAAAAUUAGAAUGGAAACUUACCUUCAAUCUAUUGACUAUGAUUUGUGGCAUAUUGUGUCUAGUGGUCCUUGUGUUGCUAAACAUGUCAUAAAUGGUGUUGAAGUAAUUAAGACUUAUGAAGCAUAUGAUGAAAAUGAUAAGAAAAUGCUUUCUAAAAAUGCUAAAGCUAAAUAUGCUCUUAUAUGUGGUUUGGAUAGAGAUAUUUUUAAAAAUAUUGAACAAGCCUCUACCGCUUAUGAUAUGUGGAAAAUGCUUGAAGUUACUCAUCAAGGAACUAGUGCUAUGAAGGAAACUAAAAUUCAAAUUUAUUCCACUCAAUAUGAGAACUUUAAGAUGAAAUCGGAUGAAACCAUUGCUAAUAUGUAUACUCGCUUCACUACAAUUACUAAUGGUUUGAACUCUCUUGGCAAGGUACUUACUCAAAAGGAUAUGGUGACCAAGAUUUUGAGAAGUCUCACCAAGGCUUAUCAAGGAAAGGUGGUUGCCAUUCAAGAAGCCAAGGAUCUCUCAACACUUCCCUUGGAAGAACUAAUUGGCUCACUCAUGAACCAUUUAGAUAGUGGAUGUUCAAAGCAUAUGACCGGUGAUCCAUCAAGAUUUUCAAGCUUUAAAAGCAAGGAAAGUGGCUUUGUCACUUUUGGAGACAAUUCAAAAGGAAAAAUCUUGGGCAUUGGUGAUAUCGGUAACAUAUACUCUCCAUGUAUUAAAAAUGUGCUUCUUGUUGAUAAUCUUAAACAUAACUUGCUUAGUAUUAGUCAAUUAUGUGAUAUAGGUUUUCGUGUUAUGUUUGGAUCCUCAAAAUGCUCCAUUGAAAAUGUUUCAACCAAUGAAGUUAUUUUCCUUGGAGUAAGGAAGGAUAAUGUGUAUGUUAUUGAUGUUGAUUCUUUUGAUAGUAAAAAUAAAUGUUUAACCGUUAUGAAUGAUAAUUCUUGGUUAUGGCAUAGAAGAUUAGGACAUGCUAGUAUGGAUUCUAUUUCAAAAUUGGUUAGAAAAGAUCUUGUUAUUGGUUUGCCAUCUAUUCCGUUUGUUAAAGAUAAACUUUGUGAUGCAUGCCAAUUUGGAAAACAAAUUAAAACAUCUUUUCAUUCCAAGAAAGAAAUUUCAACUACUAGACCUUUGCAAUUGCUUCAUAUUGAUUUAUUUGGUCCUUCUAGAAUUGCUAGUCUUGGUGGUAAAUACUAUGCUUUUGUAAUUGUUGAUGAUUUUUCAAGAUUUACUUGGGUUAUUUUCUUGACUCUUAAAAGUGAUGUUUUGGAAAACUUUGUCAAAUUUUGUAAAAAUGUGCAAAAUGAAAAAGGAUAUUCUAUUACCUCCGUUAGGAGUGACCAUGGUGGUGAGUUUGACAAUGAUGCCUUAGAAUUGUUUUGUGAUGAUCAUGGUUUUAACCAUAACUUUUCGGCACCAAGAACUCCACAACAAAAUGGAGUUGUCGAAAGGAAGAAUAGAACAAUUCAAGAAAUGGCUAGGUCAAUGCUAAAUGAAAUUUCAUUACCAAAAUAUUUUUGGGCCGAGGCCGUCAAUACCUCUUGCUAUAUUUUGAAUCGUGUUUUCAUUAGGCCCAACAUGAAUAAAACCCCUUAUGAGCUUUGGAAAGGAAGAAAACCCAACAUUGGUUAUUUUAAAGUUUUUGGAUGCAAAUGUUACAUUUUAAACACCAAGGACAACCUUGGAAAAUUUGAUGCGAAAUCCGAUGUUGGAAUUUUUAUAGGGUAUUCAACACAUAGUAAAGCUUAUAGAAUUUACAACAAAAGAACUAAUGUUGUUGAAGAAUCUAUUCAUGUUGCUUUUGAUGAGACUAACCCGCCUACAAGCAAAAGUUUAGAUGAUGAUGUUGUAGGUUUGGGAGAUGAGGUUCAAAAUCUCGAAAUUGGAGAGACUUCCAAUGCUCCUUCACAAACUCCCAAAGAGGAACCACCCGUGGAAAAGGUAAAUGAAAGCCAAGGUAUGAACUCUAACCUUCCACAUGAGUGGAAAUUCAAAAGUGCUCAUCCUAUAGACCAAAUUCUAGGUGAUCCUUCUCAAGCAAGACUUGAGUCCACUAGAAUGUUGUUAGCUUUUGCAUGCCACAAGAAUUUUAUCUUGUAUCAAAUGGAUGUAAAAAGCGCAUUCUUAAAUGGGUACAUUAUGGAAGAGGUUUAUGUCUCUCAACCACCCGGUUUUCAAAAUCAUAAAUACCCUAACCAUGUUUACAAAUUGAAAAAGGCUUUAUAUGGUUUAAAGCAAGCUCCUAGAGCUUGGUAUGAAAGAUUAAGCACUUUUCUUAUUUCAAAUGGUUUUUCAAUGGGAAAAGCGGAUAAUACACUUUUUAUAAAAAGAAAAUCCAAAGACAUUAUUAUAGUACAAAUUUAUGUUGAUGAUAUUAUCUUUGGUGCUACUAAUGAUGCUCUUUGUGAAGAAUUUUCUAAGUGUAUGCAUAGUGAGUUUGAGAUGAGCAUGAUGGGAGAACUCAACUUUUUUCUUGGACUUCAAAUCAAGCAACAAAAGGAUGGCAUAUUCAUAGGUCAAACUAAGUACAUCAAGGAUCUCCUUCAAAAGUUUGACUUGGCAAAUGCAAAGUCCAUGAAUACACCCAUGAGCACAUCCAUAAAGAUGGACAAAGAUGAAAGCGGUAAGAAUGUGGACAUCACCAAGUAUCGAGGUAUGAUUGGCUCUUUAUUAUAUUUAACCGCUAGUAGACCGGAUAUUUUGUUUAGUGUUGGUCUUUGUGCUAGGUACCAAUCUUGUCCUAAAGAAUCCCACUUAAGUGCCGUUAAAAGAAUAUUUAGAUACUUGAUAGGCACAAUGAAUCUAGGACUUUGGUACCCCAAGAACUCAAACUUUGAAAUAGUUAGCUACUCGGAUGCCGACUUUGCCGGUUGUAAGACGGAUAGAAAAAGUACUAGUGGAACUUGUCACUUUUUAGGAAAUUCCUUAGUGUCAUGGUUUAGCAAGAAACAAAACUCGGUAGCUCUAUCCACAACCGAAGCCGAAUAUAUAGUCGCGGGUAGUUGUUGUGCACAAAUACUUUGGAUGAAACAAACUCUUAAGGAUUUUGAUAUUAAUUUUGAAUGUACACCCAUAAAGUGUGAUAACACUAGUGCCAUUAACCUCUCUAAGAAUCCAAUAUUGCAUUCUAGAGCCAAGCAUAUUGACAUAAGGCACCACUUCCUUAGAGAUCAUAUCCAAAGAGGUGAUAUUAUGCUAGACUUUGUAAGCACCGAAUUCCAAUUAGCGGAUAUAUUCACCAAGCCUCUUAGUGAUGAGAGAUUUAGUUUCAUUAGAAGAGAGCUAGGCAUGACCAACUUAAAUGAAAUAUAAGGUUUGCUAGCUAUAAAAAAUUUCAUAUCUCUUUACUUACUUAUUUAUGCAUAAUUGUUCCAAAUAUGAUAUUAAUGAGAUUUAUAUGCAUAGAUGUGAAAAUUUAUUGAUACUUGACCUAUAUGAACUAUCCUUGUUGAAAAACUUAAAAUUAUAGGUCAAAAUGUGGAUUUUUGGUGAACUUUGGACUUGUUUUUAAACAAGUGAACAUGUGAAUUUUUGCAUAUUUGAUUUUCUUAUGUGUCUAUAUGCUUGAAUAUGUGAAAUAGAGUGUAUUUAGUAUGCCUAUAGGUUUGCCUUGAUUGAAAUUUGCAUGAAACAAAUUUUUGGUACCUCACUUGUUGAAUUUUUAGAUUUUUAGGCCUAAAAGAGUGUUUUUCGCCAAACUCUCUCAUUUUUCAACAUUUUUCGAUUCCGUAAGUUUGUACACCUCACAUUUUAUUUUAUAAAACUGCUGGAAAAAGAAUUUUUCAAUUUCGUUGCAUAAAACUCAUUUUUGGUACGGUUCUAGUUUUCUUGGCAAUUUUCGAAAAACUUACCGUA
Molecule: messenger RNA, 3891 nt
Organism: Cannabis sativa
Lineage: Eukaryota; Viridiplantae; Streptophyta; Magnoliopsida; Rosales; Cannabaceae
Exons: 3
Biological process (GO): DNA integration
Molecular function (GO): nucleic acid binding
Source: RefSeq, a predicted model, not a curated record